AUGAUCGACCGGGAUGCCUCUAAUCGGACGGUGGAGAUUACUUAUCUCGGAUUCAUCGACUCUUCCACCAUUGAUGAUAGGGUUGUUGUAAUGCUGAUGAUGAAGAGGAUUAAGGUUUCUUCUAUCAGGACAAUGGAAGAUUCUUGCUGUUGGAUUCAAACUAGGGUGGUUAUUAUGAUGAGAUAA
Molecule: messenger RNA, 186 nt
Organism: Arabis nemorensis
Lineage: Eukaryota; Viridiplantae; Streptophyta; Magnoliopsida; Brassicales; Brassicaceae
Source: the annotation of a GenBank genome assembly